Messenger RNA from Iphiclides podalirius (scarce swallowtail), 801 nucleotides. The record is from the annotation of a GenBank genome assembly. NCBI's taxonomy places the organism in Eukaryota, Metazoa, Arthropoda, Insecta, Lepidoptera, Papilionidae.
AUGAUCAACGCCGCACAACAGAAUUCAUUAGUGGACUGCGGCGACGCCAUACAGUCUCCGUCUUUACGAGAUUCGAUGUUUUACUGUCGUUUAAGUGUCUUUCUUACCGAACGCGACGGCCUCAACCUGUUUUCCUUGUUAAUGGGGCAUCAGUCGUCGGCUUCAGCACCAGCGCCAGCCAGCCACAGUUCGGAUUCACCAGCGAUGGGCUUCGAGAAGAGAACGGUGAAGAUCAUGGUGAUCGUCCUCGUUCUCCUAUUGGUGAUCGAGCUGGAGGUGUGGCCGCGUUCGGAUGAGUAUAAUCAUGAGGAGCCCCUGAUCCACUUCCGGGUCAACGACCCCGGCAGCUGGCACCCGUGGUACAAACGUAUCUCCGACUUCCUAAGCGACUAUGAGACCAACGUGCCAGAGGAUCCGCCAAGAGCCCCCUGCUCGGUGCAACGUCACGAGCAGCGCGUCCCCAACCCGAACUGCGAGCGCGCCCUCAGCGUGUGGGCGCCGUGCAUCGCUGACAACUUCUAUGGGUACCGCGACGGGACACCUUGCGUGUUCCUGAGGCUGUCGCACUAUCAGCGUCCGGCGAGCGUGUUCGGGGACUACGUGUGGGUGUCCUGCGGCGGCGAGUUCGCCGCCGACCAGGAGAACAUAGGGCCCCUGCAGUACGUGCCGGCCACGCAGCCGCCCGGCUUCCCAACGGCGCGGCUGCUCACCGCCGACCACGUGCCGCGCGCCGCCCGCUCCCGCCCCGACCCCCUCUCUGGGCCCCUGGUCGCAGUGCUCUUCGAGAACCCGCGCCGUACG